CGGUGGUCUGAGCAGUCCAUAUGUAACGUCAUAGAAUAUGCGAGAUUAUGUGUUGGCGUGGAGUGUUACUUAAGGCGCUAAUGUUUCUCGCGGCGGGAGUUACUUAAGAGGUACCCACUUCGAAAUUCCUUCUAAAUGGGGGUGCUGAAAAAUUAAGUGGAUACGAAUGUACUUUAAUUUUAACGAUAAUUUGUGAAGUUAAUGUAGUUUUCAUUCCGAUGUGUACUUACUUCGUACUAAUGAUGUGUGCCACUGGUCAAGAAAUACUAUCUAACCUUUAAUGUACAAUGCCUGCAUAAUAAACAGAGAAACGUCCAAUUUUCAUUUUUCAUCACAUGAUCAAUGUGUUCCCAGGCGAGUCGUAGCAGGUGCCAAUCCUGCUGCAGGCAGGACCCGAAAGGGUCACCACCACUACUGUCUUCGCUAUCACCACCACUGCCGCCACGUACGCACAUUCAUACUUAGGCAUCAGCCAUGGUAGCAGCAGUAGCAGCUGUAGCAGUCACCAGCUGCCUUCUUCAGGUAAAUCUUGUGAGCAGCAGUUCAGCUGACAGCGAUGGACAGCGGCAGGAGAGGCAGCUGCAGGUGCUGGGCGAGGUGGUGUUCGGCCCGGCUCGAGGGAUGAGCCUGGCGCUGCACUUGGACACUUCUCUCCCAGCAGACCUGCGGCAGGCAGUCCUGUCCGUGGAGGCGGUGCGGCGCACGCCUCACCUCGCGUUGAAUCUCAGCCUCAACCCCAGCCAUGGGCUACGCAGUUCCUCCUUCUCUUCUUCUUCCUCUAUGUUGCACGUGGUGUUGUGGCUCACGCCCAGCAGUGACCUGCUGCAAGCGCUGUGGCUCCACUGGAAGCCACACAACUUGCUACUCUUCAGCCUGGGAUCAUCUCUCGGCGCCGACGUACUGCGAGACGAGGCGCUAAGCGGCAUAGAGAAGCUAACGCUGAUCGGACAUCUCUUUGCUGAGGAGGAUCGAGGCUCUAGCACCCUGGGUGUGUUCACUGUGAUGCCAUUCUCCUCCAGUGAUGUGCAGUUCCUCGGCCCGUGGGAGCGCGAAUCAUUCAGUGGAUGGGAGACGCUCUUCCCGGACAGGUUCUCGUCUUUCGAAGGAUACACUUUUUAUAUUGCUUCCAGAAUAGUAGACGAACCCUUUUUCUACUCAGAUGCAAGUGAUCCUCUGAAAGGAGACGGAGUGUGUGAGGAAAUGAUACAGUCCUUGUCCACGAAGCUAAAUUUCACCUACACCACAACGAUUGACUCGCCAGAUUCCAAAUGGGGUGCCUUUUUCAAUGGCUCCUGGGAUGGUCUUCUGGGAAUGCUUCAAAGGCGUGAGAAAAACUUUACAAUAAAUAUUUUGUACAGCAGUUAUGAUCGUAACAAGGCCUUCGACAUGUCAGUGUCCUUUCAUACUGACGGAUAUGGGGCCUUCCUGCCGCAGCCAGCCCCGCUUCCACUCUGGACCAGCUUGGUGCGGCCCUUCGGCUUAUCUGUGUGGUUCGCAGUGUUCGUGUCGCUCCUGGCUGCCAUCCUCGUCACCAAGCUGCAGGAGGACGUCCAGGCAUGUUGUGACGACAUGCACACAAAGCGAGGGCUGGCUCAGGUGUGGUUGGCGCUGUACCGGGGACUGCUGAACCAGAGCACCCCUGCACUGCCGCGGACACCGUGGCAGCGUAUGUUUGUGGCCGUGUGGCUUCUCUGCUGUCUGGUCGUCACCUGCGCUUACGCCUGCAACUUAGUGGGCAUCUUCACCCAUCCAGCUUACCCGCGGCGCCUCCGUAGUCUGCAGGAGCUUAUAGACAGCGACUUCAGGUAUCCACACACAACACGCUUUAGUAAUACAGGCUGCCUCUGUACUUCAUGCACGAGUGCAUGACGGAAGAUGCACGCGUAGCAUUGCUUUGAAUAGCGAGUUUGAGUAUCAGUCAAUGAGUCUGUCCAUUUAUCAA
Messenger RNA from Scylla paramamosain (green mud crab), 1942 nucleotides. RefSeq lists its product as uncharacterized. Gene Ontology annotation, molecular function: ligand-gated monoatomic ion channel activity. The coding region runs from base 475 to 1869 and encodes 464 amino acids. NCBI's taxonomy places the organism in Eukaryota, Metazoa, Arthropoda, Malacostraca, Decapoda, Portunidae. Gene Ontology annotation, cellular component: membrane. The record is from RefSeq and is a predicted model, not a curated record. The transcript has 2 exons.